GACUGUUGAUCUGGAAGUGUUGUCUUUUACAUAAAACUGGUACGCUCGGGCCAGCUCGAGUUCAGUCAUUGCGAAGAAAUUCGAGAGUGCAUUGUUUGCGUAUUACAAUUUGACCUCAAAUAAAGUGGAAAAUAGUUCCGUUUUUUUCAAGGUGAUUUUUGCUUUUUCGGUUACGAAAAGAGUAGUUUACAUUCAAGGUGAUAACGUACGCACAGAAAGAAGUUAGAAAACGAAGGUACGAUCGAACAAAAUGGGAAAAGAUUUCUAUAAGAUUUUGGGAGUGUCGAGGGGGGCUUCGGAUGAUGAGAUCAAAAAGGCUUACCGAAAGUUGGCGCUGAAGUACCAUCCGGACAAGAACAAGAGCCCCCAGGCCGAGGAACGGUUUAAGGAAGUGGCAGAAGCCUACGAAGUACUAUCGGACAAGAAGAAGCGUGACAUAUUCGACCAGUACGGCGAGGACGGUUUGAAGGGUGGACCCGGAGGCGGUGGCACUAAUGAUGCAAAUGGAUCAUUCUCGUAUCAGUUCCAUGGAGACCCAAGGGCAACGUUUGCACAAUUUUUCGGAACAAGUGAUCCGUUUGGAGUGUUUUUCGGAAGUGAUGGCGUCGGAUCGAAUAUGUUCUAUCACGAGAUUGGCGGAGAUAUGCAUGAUCCGUUCGGACUUGGUGGUCGCGGUGGAAUGGGAGGAAGUUUCCCUGGUGCUGCCAGAUCGCAGUCGUUCAAUGUGAAUGGUUCGCCCAACAGAAAGCAUAAGAUGCAGGAUCCAUUGAUAGAGCAUGACCUGUACGUGACGCUUGAGGACGUGAAUGUAGGUUGUCAAAAGAGAAUGAAAAUUUCCAAAAUGGUCAUGCGACAGGAUGGAAGCGCUCGGAAAGAAGAAAAGAUUCUGAAUAUUAACGUGAAACCCGGCUGGAAGGCUGGUACAAAAAUUACUUUCCCGAGAGAAGGCGACCAAGUUCCUGGAAAAAUUCCUGCCGACAUUGUGUUCAUCAUCCGGGAUAAACCGCAUCCGCAUUUUAAACGAGAAGGUAGUGACAUUAAGUACACGGCGAAAAUCUCCCUUCGUCAGUCACUGUGUGGGACCGUGGUCAAAGUUCCUACACUCAGCGGGGAACAGCUAUCGAUAUCAACCGUUGGGGAAAUUGUGAAGCCAAACACAGUGAAAAGGUUACAGGGCAGAGGCCUACCAUUCCCGAAAGAGCCAUCCCGACGAGGAGAUCUGCUGCUGGCAUUUGAUAUCCAAUUCCCCAGCCAGUUGAGUCCAAACGCCAAGGACAUCCUGGCGGAUUUGCUACCAUUGGAUGGGAAUUCCUAAAGCGAGAAAAACGAAGAAUGUUCUAGAGCGACGGAAAAUACGUCGCGUACGAGGCGCGUGACGAGAUAUCUCCCUCUCGAAGCUUUUCUCUCUUUGUUUGUUGACUGCCUGAUUGGUCUGAUUAUGCCAUCAAUGAGAGAGCGAGCGAGAGAGGAGAGCGAAACCAGAUUGGUGAAGCUUCCCUGUAAAUAUGUUUAGUGAAUUUUAAAUAGUGAACCAGUGCAGGUUCGAAAAAAAAAUCGAUAGCGAGCGAAGAGAGUCUGUAAAUUAUACUUCAUAAUACAAAUCGGUGAAAAAUUUGCUGUAUGAGAGAAGGAAACCAAACACUUUGUUUUUGUGUACGUUAGCUAAAUCUUUCAUUUAUCAAAAUACCAAUGUUAAAUCACAAUAGAUAUAUGAUUCCGUGUCUUAAUGUGAUGAUAAAACUGUACAUAAGAAUGAAAGUAGCGUAGCCAAAAUGUGCGCAUUAAUUGGCUACUUACAGAGGAGGAAAGUGCUGUUUAAAGUGAACUGAAAGACACACUUAAGCUUUGUUUUUGAAGUUAUGGGAGAGUAACUAGAAUAAGUUAUAGUUAUUCCUAUCGUUUGUUGUAAAUAGUAAAAAUAGGAUUAGUCGCUCAAACAGCUAAUCGAUUUGGUACGUUAUAGUACGACAUGUAAUCAUGAUAGAAAAUAAAAAUGUAUAUACAA
Molecule: messenger RNA, 2005 nt
Organism: Topomyia yanbarensis
Lineage: Eukaryota; Metazoa; Arthropoda; Insecta; Diptera; Culicidae
Product: dnaJ protein homolog 1-like
Exons: 2
Coding region: 251-1315 (354 amino acids)
Biological process (GO): negative regulation of transcription by RNA polymerase II
Cellular component (GO): cytosol
Molecular function (GO): protein-folding chaperone binding
Source: RefSeq, a predicted model, not a curated record